AUGGAACAAACUUUGCUGUGUAUUGCAUUUCCCGCAUUUGUUUUCUCAUUGGUUAGCAUCAUAAUAUAUGCUGUUCAUGAUUUGUGCCUGAAACCUAAAUUUCUCCGAGCAAAGCUUUUAAAACAAGGAAUUGCUGGCCCCAAGCCUACACUCAUUAAGGAACUGGCAUCAGAUGCUAUAAUUCACAAUUCGAACGAGACAUUGUCACUUGACUGUCGCUCUGUAGUGCUUCCAGCCUUCCACAUAUCAGCCAAUGGACCAAGCAAUUUGAACAUGCCUAGAGUAGUGCUUGAAUCUGGGAACACACUUGUGAAAUCAUUGGAGAGCUUGGUUGAAAGUGAGGGCGGGAUUGCAGAUGUGAGAGUCGACGACUAUGUAAAGACUUUCACGGAUCUCAUGGAAGUUUCUGGAUCACCGACAGUACUUGUAGAUGGUCGUCCAUUCUAUAGAUAUUUUCCAACCAAGAUGCAUAGACAACAAUGGAGACUAGAAAAGGAGAUAUACCGGAUUAUUCAAAAUUUAGAAAUGAAAUGUAAGAGUGAGGGUGAGGGUGAAGGCAUAAUACACACUCUUGUGGACAGUGCCAAGCAUGGAGAGCUUGAGUCAUCUACACCUCAACAAUUUAUAGUUGAUAACUGCAAGGAGCUUUGCAUUGUAGCAAUGGAAGUUCCCGGCAUCAGUGCAAUUUGGGGUCUGAUGUUACUGGCAUUGCAUCCAGAAUGGCAAGAACGUGCUCGUGCUGAGCAAGAAACGAAGACCCAGGAGAUUAUUUCUGGACGGAAAUUACUUAAAUGGGUCGCCGCCGUCGGACUUAAAUGGGUGUGA
Daucus carota subsp. sativus is the source of this 825-nucleotide messenger RNA. Its product is annotated as cytochrome P450 714B2. NCBI's taxonomy places the organism in Eukaryota, Viridiplantae, Streptophyta, Magnoliopsida, Apiales, Apiaceae. The transcript has 5 exons. Gene Ontology annotation, molecular function: oxidoreductase activity, acting on paired donors, with incorporation or reduction of molecular oxygen; iron ion binding; heme binding. Bases 1 to 825 code for a protein of 274 amino acids. The record is from RefSeq and is a predicted model, not a curated record.